Messenger RNA from Gracilinanus agilis (Agile Gracile Mouse Opossum), 1973 nucleotides. It is a transcript of the gene PELI3, whose product is annotated as pellino E3 ubiquitin protein ligase family member 3. Gene Ontology annotation, biological process: protein K63-linked ubiquitination; regulation of Toll signaling pathway. The record is from RefSeq and is a predicted model, not a curated record. The coding region runs from base 81 to 1421 and encodes 446 amino acids. NCBI's taxonomy places the organism in Eukaryota, Metazoa, Chordata, Mammalia, Didelphimorphia, Didelphidae. Gene Ontology annotation, molecular function: ubiquitin protein ligase activity; protein binding. The transcript is spliced from 7 exons.
CAGGUUCCCUGCAGGAGGGCGAGUCUGCUGCAGCCUCUGCUCAGGGCGCUCUGGGAGGGUCAGAGGAGGAGAGAUGAGGGAUGGUGUUGGAAGGCAGCACUGACGUGGGGACCCCAGGAUCCCUGGGCCUCCGGCAGACCAGCUCCAAAGCCCCCCGAAUCCUGCCCGCUCCUCCGUCUGACAAUUUGCUGCUGGGCAAGGAGCCUGUCAAGUAUGGGGAACUCAUCGUGCUGGGCUACAAUGGGUCCCUGGCCAGUGGGGACAAGGGCCGCCGCCGCAGCCGCCUGGCACUGAGCCGGAGACCCCAGGCCAAUGGGGUGAAGCCUGACGUCGUUCACCAUAUCUCUACCCCACUUGUGUCCAAAGCACUGAGUAACCGGGGCCAACACAGUAUCUCCUACACACUGUCUCGGAGCCACUCGGUCAUCGUAGAAUACACCCACGACAAUGACACAGACAUGUUCCAGAUCGGCCGCUCUACGGAGAAUAUGAUCGACUUCGUGGUCACUGACACCACCCCGGGGGGAGUGGCCGGGGAGGGCCCAGCCGCCCAGAGCACCAUCUCACGGUACGCCUGCCGGGUCAUCUGUGAGCGCUGGCCCCCCUACACAGCACGGAUCUAUGCCGCUGGCUUUGAUGCUUCCAGCAACAUCUUCCUUGGAGAGCGGGCAGCCAAGUGGCGGACUCCAGAUGGGCUGAUGGACGGUCUGACCACCAAUGGUGUCCUGGUGAUGCACCCGGCCGGCGGCUUCUCCGAGGGCUCCAUGCCUGGUGUCUGGAGGGAAAUCUCUGUCUGCGGAAAUGUGUACACUCUGCGGGAUAGCCGCUCUGCCCAGCAGCGGGGGAAGCUGGUGGAGAACGAGUCCAAUGUGCUCCGGGACGGCUCCCUCAUCGACCUGUGCGGGGCCACCCUGUUGUGGCGAACGCCAGCCGGCCUGCUUCGGGCACCCACCCUGAAGCAGCUGGAGGCCCAGAGGCAGGAGGCCAACGCCGCCCGGCCCCAGUGUCCGGUGGGGCUCAGCACCCUGGCUUUCCCCAGCCCGGCCCGGGGCCGAGACGUCCCCGACAAGCAGCAGCCGUGGGUGUACGUGCGCUGCGGCCACGUCCACGGCUACCACAGCUGGGGCUGCCGGCGGGAGCGGGGGCCGCAGGAACGCGAGUGCCCCCUGUGCCGCCUGGUGGGGCCCUACGUGCCCUUGUGGCUGGGCCAGGAGGCGGGGCUGUGCCUGGACCCUGGGCCUCCGAGCCAUGCCUUCGCGCCCUGCGGCCACGUCUGCUCGGAGAAAACUGCCCGCUACUGGGCGCAGACACCGCUGCCGCACGGCACCCACGCCUUCCACGCCGCCUGUCCCUUCUGUGGGGCCUGGCUCACAGGGGAGAGCGGCUGUGUCCGCCUUAUCUUCCAGGGCCCACUGGACUAGGGCAGGGGUCUGGGCCCCCCCAGGACCUGCUCUCUUCCUCCCGCUGUAUCAGACCCGAGAGACUGCCCGGGUGGGACUGAACGGCGCCCCGAGCCCCGGCUGUGCUGACUUGUGCUGCCCGCGAGAUGAUGCGGUUCCCCCCCAGGACGUCUGCCCGGAUGCUUGCCCAGACUGAGGGGGGUCCGGGCGGGGGAGGAGCGCAGAUCCUGUCCCCAGAUCUGUGCCAGCCUCCGGUGUUGGGUCUCCUGGAUUGGCCCAGGGGAGGGCUCGCGGCUCCCUGCCGUUCACCUGAUGGAUGGACCAGGCCCCCGGCUCCAGGACUGCCCCUCUAGCUUCGUCGGAUCCCCGGGGACGCCUCCGCCCCGCACGCCCCCCAUCAUGCCGUGUAACACUGUGCCCUGGCGGAAGGGAAGGAGGGAGUCUGGGAGGGUGGCAUCCCCUCCCCCCUGCCCUGCCGUGCUGCUCGCCCGUACCAGGCCUGAGCCCUUUGCCGUUUCCAGCUGCUCACAUCUGCCUGCUGCUAUUCCCCGGGUCUCGUGAUAAAGCUCGCUG